Messenger RNA from Macroventuria anomochaeta, 1823 nucleotides. RefSeq names its product homoserine O-acetyltransferase. Gene Ontology annotation, biological process: L-homoserine metabolic process. Gene Ontology annotation, molecular function: homoserine O-acetyltransferase activity. The record is from RefSeq and is a predicted model, not a curated record. Bases 87 to 1634 code for a protein of 515 amino acids. The transcript is spliced from 3 exons. Lineage: Eukaryota; Fungi; Ascomycota; Dothideomycetes; Pleosporales; Didymellaceae.
CCUAAGAAAAGAUGACUCCCCGCAAUCUGCGAAAGAAGUUUGAGUGUUGGUGUUGCACUUCGUUCUUUCUACAAACAUAACACACAAUGCCAAUGGCUACCUCACUCGACACUGGCGCGGCUGCCGUUGGCACGUACAAGUACAAGAGAGUCACGUCUCAGCCCGAGAACCCCUUCUCUCGCCUGAUACCCGACCAGACGUUUGUGAUUAUCCCCGAAGUCACACUCGAGUCCGGCGUCGUCCUCCACGAUGUAUCCGUCGCAUACAAGACGUACGGCACUCUAUCACCAGGGCGUGAUAAUGCCAUGGUCAUCUGCCAUGCGCUGACGGGAAGCGCCGAUGUCGGCGAUUGGUGGGGACCCCUGCUUGGAGGCCCUGGCAAAGCCUUUGACACAUCGAGGUUCUUUGUCGUGUGUAUGAACAGCUUGGGUAGCCCAUACGGCAGUGCUAGCCCAGUCACAGCACGAGACGGUGAUGCCUCGAACGGACGCUAUGGGCCCGAGUUUCCGUUGACAACAGUGCGAGACGAUGUCAACAUUUUCCGAUUGAUCCUCGAUGACCUUGGCGUCAAGCAGAUUGCGGCCGUCAUUGGAGGGUCCAUGGGCGGCAUGCUCGUACUCGAGUUUGCUUAUUUCGGGAAGGACUAUGUUCGCAACAUCAUACCCAUCGCUACGUCCGCUCGCUACAGUGCUUGGGGCAUCAGCUGGGGUGAAGCUCAACGGCAGAGUAUCUACAGCGACCCCAAAUACGACGACGGCUACUACGCAUUCGAAGACCCCCCGUCCACAGGUCUUGGGGCUGCGCGCAUGUCUGCGCUAUUGACCUACCGCAGUCGCGACUCCUUUGAGUCCCGUUUUGGUCGCAAUACCCCCGAUCUAUCCAAGAAGCAGAGCAUCAACACCCUACCACGACCGACUACACCCUCAAACGAACACUGGGCGAUCCACAACCACGGUCAUAAGAACGCUGGCUCGCCGCGCUCCUCGGCAUCGAGGACAAACAGCAGUGCUGUAUUGAACACAUCGGCAUCAGCAAAGACCGCCGAUCUAGAGUUCCACGACGCAUCGAGUCCCUCGACACCGCCUAUCCGACGAACCGACUCGACAGCAAGCGCAAAGUCUAAGCCUUUGACCCAACACUACUUCUCGGCACAGUCAUACCUGCGCUACCAGGGCGAGAAAUUCAUCAAGCGAUUCGAUGCAAACUGCUACAUCGCUAUUACGCGCAAGCUCGACACUCAUGAUGUGUCUCGUCAUCGCUAUCCCGAGGGCGAAGAUGAAGACAGCCUUGACCCUGUCUCGGCCCUGCACUAUGCGCUGUCCCUGAUCGAGCAGCCAACGCUCGUGCUGGGUAUUCAGUCUGAUGGUCUCUUCACUUACGCCGAACAGCAAGAGCUUGCCGCGCACAUCCCCAACGCUACUCUGAAGACCAUCGAUUCCCCCGACGGCCAUGACGCAUUCCUGUUGGAAUUCGACCAAGUCAACCGUCACUUGCUCGGUUUCCUGGACGAAUUCCUCCCGGACAUUAUGAACAGGACGCCGAACCCUGACAUCACCUCUAACGACCCCGGCAUGGAGGCUACGAAGACAAGCACCUUUGGCGAAGCCGAGGUCGACGACAUCACUGCAUGGUGAUUUGAUUUUGCAUUUUCAGCGCGGCGUUUUGGAUACAAAGAACGAAUGCAUGGUCCGGCGUCAGUUUUCGGCAUAUGCUUGAAAGAAAGCUGUACGAUAUGAUACGCUCGAUGAGAAGAGCUGAGGUUCAACCCCUCAAUCAACGAUACGAAGUGGAGGUAAAUGAUCAUGUAGAACAAUGGACAGGCG